UCAUUCUGCAAGUUUUAAUCGGUUCACGUGGAUGCGUCCCAGAGACUCGGAGUCAGACUCAGGGAUCUUCCUGGCAGUGGAAGGACGCCACAUCCCCAACCUGAGAACGAUUGGAUAAAAAGAAAAGAGUCCUGCGAGCUUCGUCCCGCGCGUCACCGAUUUAGAUUAUGCACAAACUGAUUCUGCGUCUCCGACGGUAUGGUCGAUGCACGAUGGCAACCGAAGAUAAAAAUUGCAAGCAUCAUCCUGAUAGAUCACUGGAUGACGUCUUAAGGGGGAAGGUUUAUAUUGAAGAACUCCCUUCGGAUAUAGAACCUAUUAGGAGGCUGCUGGAGAAAUAUAGCGGUAUUCGUACUAGGGACGUCGACGAUCAUGUUCAUGAAAUACGAGAUCGUCUCUGGGAGAUUUAUCCCUAUGUCUACAUUGGCCACUUUCGUUUCCUUUCCCUUGGGUUCACAUCAGAUCCUCGGUACCGCAUAGCCUUAAAUCGAUUACUCGCGCCCAAGUCGGAGGCUACGUUUCUCGACGUCGGCUGCUGCGUGGGACAGGUAUUGCGACAAUUCACAUUCGAGGGCGUAGAUUCAUCGAGACUGUACGGUACGGAUUUGGAACCGCGCUUUCUAGACGCGGGCUACGACUUGUUCAAGGACCGAGACAAGCUCAAUGCUACGUUUGUAGCUGGUGACAUGUUGAGUCAGAGCGGGCAGACCGACGAAGGCGACGAGAGGUUAAAGGUGUUCGACGGCAAGAUGAAUAUCAUCCAUGCGACUAGCUUUUUCCACCUGUUCUCGUGGGAAAAUCAAGUCCUAGCCGCCAGGAGAAUGGUACGAUUUCUCGACGCGGAUGACCCCGACGUCAUGAUCUUCGGGCGCCAAGUGGGAACGACAACGCCUGGCGACAGAGAAGGGGCUGGAGGUUCUAAGAAGUUCCUGCAUAACGCUGCGAGCUGGCAAGAGUUAUGGGACGAGGUCGGCAAAGCAACUGGGACUACGUGGCGGACCGAAGUGAACGAGAUAGAAGAAUCCGACAUACAUCCAAACGGAAGUACCGACGGGACGCUUCGGCGCAUACGGUUCGGAGUUUUUCGGGCUUGAAUACAGCACCAGGGUUUAUGUACACUAAUUUUGAUGUAUACUAGUUGGCGUUCUCACGGAUAUAUCCACAGGCCACUUGAGGGAAUUAGAGCAUACGGACUACAUUGGAAGGGUAACGAGGCACGACGGAGCUUUUCUCUGCUUAUACUUCAUGGCGUUACCUGCAUUGCAUACCAACAAACUCGAAGUACCUAUUAGUCAACUGGGGGGGGGUCCAUCACUACGGCCUUGUCGAAAUGAUGUCGUUGAUAUAUAGACAUAUUUCUCAAGUACCUGAUUAACAGUUCACUAUGUCUGAAAGAGGUAGUUUUGCUCUCACCUCUUACGAGUCCUCACAGCCAGAACUCUGAAAAAUGCAGAGGUAAUAUAUUGCUAUCAUCUUGGACGUUUGAGAGUGCGUU
Molecule: messenger RNA, 1495 nt
Organism: Daldinia vernicosa
Lineage: Eukaryota; Fungi; Ascomycota; Sordariomycetes; Xylariales; Hypoxylaceae
Exons: 2
Coding region: 168-1094 (308 amino acids)
Source: RefSeq, a predicted model, not a curated record